Molecule: messenger RNA, 1053 nt
Organism: Sorex araneus (European shrew)
Lineage: Eukaryota; Metazoa; Chordata; Mammalia; Eulipotyphla; Soricidae
Gene: MYDGF
Product: myeloid derived growth factor
Exons: 6
Coding region: 45-566 (173 amino acids)
Biological process (GO): positive regulation of endothelial cell proliferation; positive regulation of angiogenesis
Source: RefSeq, a predicted model, not a curated record
UCCCUCCGCCCUACGCGCUUCCGCCCUAACGAUCCGCUCCAAAGAUGGCGGCGCCCUGCAGAGAGCGGAGCGGCGGCGCCGCCAGCCUGUGGGCCUCGCUGCUCCUGGCGGCCGUGGCGCUGCGGCCGGCCGAAGCCGUGUCCGAGCCCACAACCGUGGCGUUCGACGUGCGGCCCGGCGGCGUCGUGCACUCCUUCUCCGAGAACGGGGGCCCGGGGGACAGAUAUACCUGCAAGUUUACUUACGCCUCUCAGGGCGGGACCAACGAGAGGUGGCAGAUGAGCCUGGGCACCAGCGAGGACCACCAGCACUUCACCUGCACCAUCUGGAGACCUCAGGGCAAGUCCUACCUCUACUUCACGCAGUUCCAGGCCGAGGUGCAGGGCGCCGAGAUCGAGUACGCCAUGGCCUACUCUACAGCUGCCUUUGAGAGUGGGAGCGACAUACCCCUGAAAAGUGACGAGUUUGAAGUCACCAAAACGACAGUGUCCCACAGGCCCGGGGCCUUCAAGGCCGAGCUGUCCAAGCUGGUGAUUGUGGCCAAGGCGUCGCGAAGCGAGCUGUGACCGGCCCGCGGGGCGGAGCCGGGCAGCGGGGGAAGCUUGGACCCGUGGUGCGACCCUCACGGUGCGGUACCGAGUGGGUGCUGAGGCCUGUCCUGGACCCCCGGGGCUCCUCCGAGCAGCGGGACACGCCCACAGCUCCUCUGGCCGCCCUGUCUGGAAGCCGCGGCCCAGGGGGCGGGCCAGGGAGGGUCCCGCCUGGCCUGCCGCCCGCCUCCCCACCCGGCCUCACUUUAAGCCAAGCCUGGAAGAUGUGGACGUGCCCCGUGCUAAAGUGAAGCGGGGGGGGGGGGGCGGGUUGGGGGGCAGAGCCACAGCACAACGGAGGGCGCGGGCCCUGCACUCCGCAGACCCGGGUUCUGUCCCCGGCACCCCAUGGGGUCCCCCAGCACCGCCAUGAGUGACCCCUGAGUGCAGAGCCGGGAGCAAGCCCUGAGCGUCGCCGGGUGCGGCCCAAAAAAUAGAUACAAAUAAAUAAUGAAUAAUGAAA